UCAUUUGCAACUUCCCUCCUUCUGCAUUCAGAGAGAAGAAAGCCAGCCAUGGCUUCAACAUCUCCUCUUGUCGUGUAUUUUGAGAAGGUGGGGUUCGAAACCGAAGGAGUUAAUGGGUUUAUGAGUAAAGUUAUAGAUGUUAACGAGGCCAGGACUCAGUUGCUGUUCUCUGUUCCAAUGAUCCUCACCAACAUGUCGUAUUAUGCUGUUACCCUCGUCGCCGUUAUGUUUGCUGGUCAUCUGGGUGAUGUUGAGCUUGCUGGCGCUACUCUUGGCAAUUCUUGGGGGACUGUCACUGGGUUAAGUCUCAUGACUGGCUUGAGUGGAGCUCUUGAGACUCUUUGUGGUCAAGGAUACGGAGCAAAACAAUACAGAAUGUUGGGGAUAAAUUUACAAUCAUCGAUUAUCCUGACUACAUUCGCUUCAAUUAUCGUAUCUAUAUUGUGGUACUUCUCAGAACCGGUAUUACUUUUGCUGCACCAAGAUCCUAGUGUAGCGAAAAUGGCUACCAUCUAUUUGAGAUUUCUUAUACCUGGACUAUUUGCCCACGCCUACAUACAGUGCCUAGUGAGAUUUCUCCAGACUCAGUCACUGGUGGUUCCUCUAGUUAUUUGCUCUCUACUCCCCCUUGUUUUCGAUGUGGGAUUAACAUAUUUAUUCGUUCAUACCUUGGGCCUCGGUUUCAUUGGAUCACCAUUGGCUAGCUCAAUAUCACUGUGGAUAUCAGUGUUUAUGUUGGCGAUAUAUGUCAAUUAUUCAGAGAAAUUUAGAUACACUUGGGAAGGAUUAUCCAUGGAAUCAUUCCACCAUGUGUUUCCUAGUUUGAAGUUGGCAAUAUCCUCCGCAUUAAUGAUGUGUUUGGAAUGUUGUGCUUUCGAGAUUCUAGUGUUGCUGGCUGGAUUGAUGCCGAACUCUGAGAACAGUACUUCACUUGUUGCUAUGUGUGUCCAGACGGAAGGCGUUGCGUACAUGAUCACAUAUGGAUUUAGUGCAGCAGUGAGCACUCGAGUGUCAAAUGAGAUGGGUGCUGGAAACAUCAAGAAGGCUAAGAACGCAGUAUCUGUCACGCUGAAGCUCUCUUUCUUUCUCGCUCUCAUGUUUCUUCUUUCACUAGCAUUUGGCCAGAAGAUUUGGGCCAAAUCUUUCACCACAAACGCCGUGAUCAUUAAAGAAUUUGCUUCGAUGAUUCCCUUGCUCUCGGUGUCUAUACUGUUGGGCUCAGCACAAGGAGUUCUAUCAGGAGUGUCUAGAGGAUGUGGUUGGCAGCAUUUAGCAGCUUGGACCAAUUUAGCAUGUCAUGGUUUUGUAGGAGUGUCUAGAGGAUGUGGUUGGCAGCAUUUAGCAGCUUGGACCAAUUUAGCAUGCUUUUACUUAUUCGGCAUGCCAGUGGUUCUCCUCUUUGGAUUUAAGCUCGGGUUUUACGACAAGGGAUUAUGGCUAGGUCUAAUCUGUGGGCUCUUUUCUCAAGCAACAACUCUCCUUGUGAUCACUAUCCGUUCAAAGUGGACUAAUUUGGAUUUGGUAGCUCAGGAUCAAAAAAUUCGCCUGCUUGUUUAGCUGGAACUAUAUAUUAUCAGAGAGCGGUAUAUUGGAAUUAGAUAUUAUUGGCUUAGAUGAUAAACCAUGCAUAGAGAUUUUUUUGUAUGUAAACAGUUUC
Messenger RNA from Asparagus officinalis (garden asparagus), 1657 nucleotides. Its product is annotated as protein DETOXIFICATION 18-like. Gene Ontology annotation, biological process: xenobiotic detoxification by transmembrane export across the plasma membrane. Gene Ontology annotation, cellular component: membrane. Gene Ontology annotation, molecular function: antiporter activity; xenobiotic transmembrane transporter activity. The coding region runs from base 49 to 1557 and encodes 502 amino acids. The transcript is spliced from 7 exons. NCBI's taxonomy places the organism in Eukaryota, Viridiplantae, Streptophyta, Magnoliopsida, Asparagales, Asparagaceae. The record is from RefSeq and is a predicted model, not a curated record.